ACCACUGAGAUCUAUAUCGCCGGAGGGGGGAAAUACAACCUCACUCUCCAGUUGGCGUAUUUGCGUCCCAGGAAUGCCGGUCGGGGAUUCACAAACUCGUCUCGUGUUAGUCCAAUUUUGUUUACUUAUCAAUUUCAUAACCCUAAAUCAAUUACAGCCCGGGGGUCACCCGGCUGAUAGCAGUGAUAAUAGGUAGCGCACGAUUAGCAAUUGAGUCACAAGGAGUGUAGACUAAAUGUAAAGUGCCUACCGUCUUUACAUUCCUUUAAAGUGAUUUAGUUCUAUUUAAAGAGUUUUAAGUGUACUUGCUUAUGUAUUUGAGAUAAUCCAUGGUAUAUUUAGUAGUAUGCCAUACUUCCCUCAUUGUACAGGAUACAUCUACAAUCUCCCUAUUUUGGGAAAAAAUUUGUCCGUUUUGGAUAAACUUUGCGGGUACCGCAAUCGAAAACUUUUAGGGAACGGCAAUACGACUCCAAGGUUUUCUCAGGUAUGGGUAAAAUCCCCAAUAUUCCCCCCUGAAGUUUAUAACACGGUUUUUUUCCCACACUUUACAGAAACGUACCAAAUUUCUCUAGAUGUUGGGGAAAACCCCAAAAUAGGGAGAUCGAGUCGGUGUAUUGGUACGGGUUCAUUAUGAAAUGUAGUGAGGCAAAGAAGUUAGGUGCUCAAAUAGCCUUUCCAAAAAUAUCAGAUACUUUGAGUGUUAUUUUUGGUUUAGUUAAUCAAGACGAGAGUAUUACAGGUUGCUCUGAAAAGUCUGGUAUUUGUUUGUCUAUUCCUUCAGUAUGCAGCUUGUUCUCUUGUUUUAGAAAAUAGUAGCACAGUUUAUUUACCACGCACUGGUUCAAGUUGUUUUUUAUAAAUCAGAAAUUAUUUUUGAUAAGUAAUUCUCCGUUCUCAUUAACUUUACAUUGUUGGACUUGGAGUGUUGAAGUAACGUCUGCACAUUGGAAGUUUAAGUUAUUCCACAGAAAUUAAUAAAGUAACUUCGCAGUGGGAUUCCGUAAACUUCAAAUAUGAACUCUCAUGUAGUAAUAUCCCUUCUAUACUGUAAGGACAUAAAAUGAGUGAAUAUAUUAUAUUGUCAAAGUUAAAUUUAAUCCAUUCAGAUCAGUUAUUUAUGAGUUAUUAACAUUUGGUUGUUAAUGACUCCGAAACCUUGCUUACUUAUGUUGGUACUGUCAUGUGAGUAAGGCCGAUGUUUGGUUUCAAGGUACUAGGUAAAGAUAGCAAAUCGGUUGGUGAGAUAGUGAAUCUCCUCCCACUUAGGUGGCCAAUAUAUGCAGUGCAUGUUCUCAACCAUCCUCCUUAAUGCAUGGUUUGUUGGUGAAGGAGCAGAUUCAAGGAAUGCCAAAGGGCGCUUAAACAAAAAGUGGCAUCAUUGCAUAAAGUCAUUGACUGUUGGGUCAACAUUCGUAGGUAAGUGCUGACUGCCUUUCUGAGGUCUGCACAAUUAUCGAGACUAAUGGUUAGGGGUGUUAUAUGUCUGAGAAUUGGUUGAAAGUACCCUAAUGUGUUCACUCGUUUAACGUCAGUUUUCAGGUUUUUAAAUCAUUUCGCGAAUUAAUUCUUCCUUUAAUCAUAUUGGGUCUUUUCACAUGUACUACUCUAGGAUUUUCCUAAAUUCAUCUCUUUGUGUUGGUAUAUUAUAGCAAUUUCGGUCGACUCACGUUUAUGCUACAUUCGACGUCUUCUAUGAUUGACCUAUUAUUGUAAAUUUCAAGAUUACUAUGUGUAAAGUCAUUUCAUACUUAUGACAACCUGGGUUAACGAAUAAAUGUAAGAACAGUAAUCCAAUGAAGUCAGCGAUGAUUAAACAUCAUCUUAAAGAUAUCAAGUCGAUUGCAUAAAGCAAAACUACCCAUUCAAAUGAACUGUACACACCGUCUUUUGUAUUAAAUGUGACAUUGCUAAUAUUCUAAAGACGAUCUAGAUAUACGUAGUUCAUGUUUUUGUUGUACAAAAGUUGAUCUCAUCUACAUUCUCAUUGAUAAGCUGUCUAGAUAUAUUAACCUCCCCAUUUCUUCUAGUGGUUCAUCUCCAGUAAUGCGAUAAAGUACAUCCCUUUUUUAACCUUGCUAAGUUACUUCUCAAUAUUGUAAGUUUUUACCGUACUUGUUGAAUGAGUUACAUUCAAGCAAUAAUAUGCACGCCAUCCACUGGGACAAUCCAGUUGAUAGCAAGGAUAUCCGGGCAAUCUACAAAAGCUCGGUAUUCAUUAGGAAAAUGCUUUAGAGAAACAACUAUGUGUUGUUGCUAUUUCCAAGUAAUCUUGGAUACACUUUCCAAUGAGUUGACAUUUAGCUUUGAACCUAGUUGAAAUCGAUACUAUGCAACAGUAUUUGAUACAAGCAGUUUAUUCCUACCUUACCUAAUAUGGUAAAGGUUCAGACAGGUACACCCAAAAAAGAGCGAUAGCUUUGUACGGACUUGCGUCAUCAGUAGCUAGUUACAGUAUUUAAGUCUAGACUUACUUUUUAAAUGCAAAACACCACGUAACAAACCAACUAUAACUGUAUUAAAAAGUGGUGUAGAUCAAAGAUCUGUAUACAAUAUCGUCUCUUUCAUACAACUUAAGGAACAUAGUGAGUCUAUUGCAUAGUUGAACCUGGUACAUUUAUACAUUCGUUCAAGUUACCAGGGCUCGUUAGCACAGAGAUGAAAUCUUUAGGGCAAAUACCAGAAUAGUAGAAACACUAGUAAUAUGAGUGGUAAUACAAAAUAUUAGGCAUCAAAAAUACUAUUUAUGUAAAUGAAAAAAUAUUUGUUUGAACACAUAAAUAUUGGUACAACGGGGCACCGAAUACAUAUGUGCCGUAGAAGUCACUUGGUUUGUGUGUGAUACUAUCCGGGUGCCCAAACCAAAGCAGGUGGUUUUCUUAGGGGACCAUGCCCGAAGCCUGAUCCACAAGGUAGUAGAGCAACGUCAGGAGAUGCAGUCCCGUGGUAACCGGUGACCAACAAUAGGUUCAUACGCUAUUUGUUUCUUCUGGAUCCUGAAGUCCAUAUGCACCAUUGGUUUGGAAUGAGGGUUUUCCAACUCUCCGUGUCCACCGAUCCGGUUAAAGCACUGGACAUUCUCUUUCCGUCCUCUCAAUUUCGUAAACAGCACCCGUGGUGCGAGGCGGUGAGUAGGACUUCCCUGACAGUGGCUAUAUACGCGUGGCCACGUGAGGGCAUUUGGAGAGAGAGCUAACCCUCCCCACCCUCAGCUGUAUUGGGGCAUCUGGGGGCAAAUAAAGAAAAUUGUAUAGAAUUCAGAAGCUUCGAAUUUGGGGAAAGACGAAAAUGAAUGCACGUACACCAUUCCAAACGACAUUAAACCAUUUCAUUCAAAUUCUAACCACUUGUUACGAUAAUCACGCAUACCCUAACUAGGUAGUCCACACCUAUCAACAUGUCUCAGUCCAAUUGUUAAUGACUUCAUGAUCUGAUGCCAUGUUUUUGUUUGACUAACCUGAUCUUUCUUCCAACUUACUCCUACACCAGGCAAAAUCGUGCGUUGAGGUAUACGGUGGAUGAACAUACGUAACAGUUGUCCCAAUCAUCUCACUCGAUGGAGAUUUAUUACCUCAUCAAUCGAUUCGUCAUCCUUACUUAGUACCCUUUUCUAACUCAUGAAUUGCUUAAUCCCAUAGUACACGAGCAGUGCUUCAAAGAUACAGUCAAUGGAAUUACGUCCCUAUUAUGAGUAGGUUUUACAGUUUUAGGUAACUGCGAAACAUGGUCUAUAAUUGUUAAUGAAUACGUAUGUGUUUCUGGUACUCAGUCAUAGAUGCCUUAGAAGCAUUGCACACUUAACGGCGACUAUCAAGUAGGUAACACAGAGGUUAGACAUGAUACUGCUAAAAGGUGAUAAAUCAGUCAGCGAGAUCACAAAUUUCCAUCGUCUGAGAUGUCUGGGACAUGCGCUACUUGUCCCAAGCCAUCACACACCUGGAUGUACAACAAUAACUUAGUGGCUGAGGCACAUUUUUAUCGACCACUAGACUAUGACUCCCUACCUUGCUCUGUUUGUUUUGGUAGUACUGUAGUGUAGUUUGAAGGCCAAUGCAUGAGCCUAUGUUUGGCAUAUAAGCUACAAUAAUUACGUACAGUGGCGGCUAUCAUUAGUGUCAAUUAGAGAAAUGUUAAUGACUGCCUGUUUGCUUUGCAUCAGAUAAUCAUAGUCUGUGACUGGAAAUUUUGGAUGGGAUGGUUGAAAAUCGGUUUGAAUAUUGCCCCAUACUUUUCAUUUCCCGAUACUAAUCCUGUGAAUUUUGUCUCUCCAUAAUAGUUUCAAAUGUGGACAACUUGAGUCCAUAUACAUUUCCUUAGCAGUAUUUUGCGUUGAUAAUGGAAUUAUAGUGUUCAUCUUCCGUCAUUUGCACGUGAGUUAUUGACAUUGUCUGACUAACUGACCAACUCAUAUGAUCAUAAAUUAGUUAUAUAUAUAUCAAGUAUUCAAGCUAGGGAAAAUAAAUAUAUUACUACUUAUAUUGCCUUAAAUGUAUAUUCUUUUAAAUGAUUUGUGGCUAAUUUUUACUUAAUGUUAGGUAUGAAGUAGUAAUACUAUUCUUUCAUCCACUUUAUUGGUUUGUAUUAAAACAAUAUAAUUUCAUAACUAAAUACAAAUUCAUGUAUUUGGCGUUAAUUUGUCUGUAAAAAAUAAACAUGUAUAAUUGUAAUUUGUUACUGAUUUUGGCUGUCCAAUUUCAAGGUAGAACAGUAUCGAAGUGGGAGGGGAUUGAAAAGUGGGAUGCUCACCAGUAUGCUAUCUACUCUUGUUUAAGAAUAUUCUGUUUUUUGUCUAUGUUAUUAUUCCUACUACUAAAUAAUUCCAUUAUUGACUGGUGUUUCGGAAAAAAAACUGAUAGAUAACUAUAAUUCAAUAAAAAUAAAUAGAAUUCAGCGAAGAAAAUUUCCGACGAAAUCAUUUACUUAAGCUGUACAUUCGUAUUAAUAGUUGUUCAGUAAAUAUAUGCAAACCUGCAUUCUGAUAAUAAUAACCAUGUGCUCAUUAGUGACUGGAUUAAGAGGUAUCUCCUGGAGUUCUAGUGAGAAGCCGUGACCAAUGGAGUUCAACGGUGUCUGGAGACGAUGAUGGACAGUGGCGCAAUAUCGUGGAUUGGUUGGAGCUAAACAUUAACACUGUUAAAUGCCGGCUCGGAGGUGUAGAGGUUAAGCGUUCGCGCGCGAGACGGAAUGCUCUGGGUUCGAGUCCCACGUGCGGGACCGUGAAUGCGCACUGCUGAGGAGUUCCAUACUGGGACGAAACGACCGUCGAGUGCUUCCGAAUUUUCAUUGGUGGUCUAGCUCAGAUGGACCCAUGAAUUUAAUUAUUAAAAUAUAUAAAUCUAUAGAAAGGAGUACAUCAUGAAGUGAUCUCAAAGAUCAAAAGAAGGUUAUGUGAUCAAUAAUUAAGCGGUUAGAGGAGAAUGGGGGAGGGUGAGAGAUUACGGAUGAGAAAUAUGAUAGAUAAAUGAUUUGAUCGAAAAGAAAAUUUGCCUCACUGAGUUCUCUUUAUUGUUAUUCACUGACACAAUGAAUUACUUGAAUUAUUAUUGAAUAUAAACAUGAAUGUUAAUUGAUUUUCUGCAUAUUCAACUAUCAAUUUAAUUCCGGUUUCAUUAGUUGAUUAACAUUUGUGUAUAUUAUAUGCUUCGCACCUUAUGUGUUACUUUCCAACCAAUAAUUUUGACAUCCAGUGGCUCGUAUUCACAACUUCAGUCGAUAUACGAUAUCAUUUUAUUUUCUCCUCUUGUUAGUUUGUUAAGAUUUUAAUAAUUGUAAAGAGAUUAAUUUUAAUCAGAAGGGGUUUUGUGAAGAUUUUAAUAAUUUCAAUAGUUGAAAUCAUGAGUCAAUUGAAGCUAGACCACCAUGGAAAACUUGGAAGUACUGAACGGCCGUUUCGUCCUAGUAUGAGACUCCUCAGUAGUCGGCAUCCAUUAAUUAUGUUACAAGUAAAUGAUAAUUUUGAGUUGUAUUCUUUGCAUCUCUCUCUAUAGUUUAACGAUCUACCAAUUACAUAAUACAAUAUAUAAUGAAAAUUUGUCUUGAUGCUUCAAAUUCAUUUUUACAACGAAAAAAAACCCUUCAAUGUAACAACCUUGAUGUAACUAUAAUUUUAUGCUAAACUAUAAGAUUUCAUCUUCUAACCUUUCUGUCUCUCUUUUAUUUGUCUAUACUCAUUAAAUUUUGCUUCUGUUCUUAUCCACAUUACAUUACAUUGAUGUAUUUCUGUCUGACCUUAUCUGUCUGGUUGUCAGCUCUAAUGACCUCGUUAUCAAACUCAUGGAUAUAAGUGUGCAUAUAUAUAUAUAUUGUCUGACGUCAUUGUAUAAAAUAGUCUAUUGUUACUGGAUAAACAAAACACCUGUUCUUAUAAAAGUCCACUUAUAUAUUGACCCUCCUUCAAAAUUGUUUGUCGAAUAAAUUCAUUUUACAAAAAAAAAAGAGAAAAAAAAAUGAAAUGAACAAUUAGUGAACAAAGAUAAUGACCUCUGAUUACUUUAUUUAUCCUAUGGUCUAUGUGUACUUAUUGUCUGUUUCAUGGUUUUUCAAUUAUAUAUAUAUAUAUAUAAAAGCAGUAUUGAGUUGAGCAGUUCUACUAGUUGUAUUAAUUGCAAUUUCUUAUAUAAUCAUUGUAAGUGUUUGAUGAAUGCAAUUACUUAAACGUAUCCAAGUUUGUAAUCAAGUUUUUCUAAAAAAAAAGGAUCUUCGUUUUCUUCCGUUCAUAUUGACAAGUAGAUAUAUAUAAAUUGCGGUUAAAUUGUCACAUUCCCUGUCUACACUCUCCCUAUAAUUUUGUGAAAAUUAUAGCUUAAUACAGGAAAAUAUCUCAGUUUCAAACUCAGUAACAUUUACUUCACUUUUAGUUACCAGGUUGUAUGAUUGUCCUUUAAAAAUAAACAUUAUAACUCAAAGUUGAAAAAUUAAUUUUCGACUUAGUAAAUAAUUUAACAAACUUGUUUUAUUAUAGAACAGUGAAAUUUCUUGAGUUAGUGUAUAAUUGUCUUUGUAUAAUAAUAGAUAGUGAAUUGUUCACUUGAUUUUAAGUUUUAAAAUUUGAUCUUUCAUUCUAACAAUAAACAUUGCAAGUUAUCAUUUGAAAAAGAAGAAGAAUUUAUUUGUUACUCUGUAGUGUAACAAUUUUACUGUUUGAAUCGUAAUUUUCAUUGUACAACUUAAUAGAUGUAUGUAUAACUAGCAACACUUAACAUAAUCACACAAUACAUAGGUAUGUCAUUUCCAUUUGUCGUCGUAUUAUCUUAUCAAAAAAUAUAUCUAAGUUAUUUCAUUGAAUGUCACUCACAAAGAUGUAGCUUGAAUGUAAAAAAAAUUCUGCGUUUCUACAUCUCAAAAACACCCCUUCCCCCCGUAUUCUUGCAAAUUCGCCAAUCCACUCAAUAUGCUAGAAAAAGACCUAGUUAUUUUGUGUGUUUUUCCUUUUUCUUCAGGGAUAAUCUUGGUUUAGACUUGAAUCCAUAUAAUAUUGUCCAAGGCAAAUCAUUCACCCGGUCUGUAUCAAUUAGUGAACCGACUUCAACUCCACCAGAGUGUUGUAUUACAUCACAUAUUAAUAGUGCUAUUAUCGGUGAUUGUCUACCGUCUAUACGAUCAGCCAGUGGGGAAGGCGGCAGUACAACAUCAGAUAUUUCCUUCUCCCCAUUCUCUUCUGCGGCUACAGCUAUUACGCCUGAAAGUCCCCUACCACCGGAUUCAAAUUGUUUCCAGUCAAAUCCAUUAGCGUCAAUCAUUGGCUAUUCUGACGUUGGUGGUGUUGAUUUUCCUGUUCAACAUUCGACCACUACUACUAGUACUCCUGCGACUAUGAAUAUGCCUACCGAUAAUACUAAUAAUGAUGAUGUCGAUGUUCCAAUAAGCCAGCCUGCUGAAAAUUCACCUAAACCAAAUCAUUCAAAUAUUUUCAAUCAAUCGACUGAUCAUAAUCAACAAAAUACCUCCUCAACCUCUUCUCCUUCUCUCUCUUCCUCUUUACGACAAUUUAAUGAUAAUAAUAAUAAUAAUCAUGAUAGUAUCUACAAUUAUAAUGUGUUAUUUCAAAAUCCAAUUACUUUGAGAACAAUAAAUUUCCUUUCACAUUUACUUGAUUCACGUCUAUCCCCAGACUGGCGUACACUUUUAGAAUAUUGGCAAAGAAAUACUGUUAAGUUGGAUUUAUCUUCUGGUACUUCCCAGUCAUAUUCUUCUACAAUCCCCAAUAUCCCUAAUACUGCUACUACUACUCUUACACCAACAAUUAGUUGUACAGAUAAUACAGAUUUUACUCGGUCAUCAUCAUCUGAUCAGGAAGUAUGCGCAGUGAAACGUUUCAAACCGAAUAGUUCAUCUCAGCCUCAAAAUGAAAUUCAACCUACAAGUAAUGAACCGUCUGCUACUACCAAUACCACUAUACUACCAUUCACUUCUCUUGUAUAUCAUCAUCAAUCUCAUCAGUCAAUUCCGUCAAUAUUUAUAUCUGCACGAUUAAUUCUAUGCGCCAGAAAUCUCGCUGAUCAUUUUGAGUCUAGAUAUCGUGAUAAAUUGGGCAGUUUAUUAGAAGAUGUAGCGCGUUUAAAUAGUAAUUCCAAUAGUGAUAAUAUUAAUUAUAACAUAGAUGAUCAAGGUUGUACAGAAGAGACAAACAAAACAACAAUGAUUAGCGUUAAUCAUAAUGUUACUAAUGUGCAUGAUACUAACAUAAGUGUGAAGAGUGAUAGUAGGAUUGGUGAUGGUGACGCCAGUGGUGCUUCUAGUCAUGUGAGCGAUGAUUCACUUCAAACUCGAUUAGAAAUGGCACGAUGUCAAUUUCAUAGUGUUCUAGAAGAAUUAUUUCUUGAACGUAUUAACUGGGGUCGUAUAAUUGCAAUGUUGGCAUUUUUGCGAACAUUAUGUGAAGUUGUUGAAGAUAACAAUAAACGUAUGGAUUAUUCAGUUUCACAUCAGUCAGUGCAACAGUAUCAUGGUAUUUCUAAGUCAACUGAUUUGCCCAUUAUUUCUUGUGAACAAGUUGAGCAUAAUGAUGCUGUUACAUCUGAUUGUAAUAAGCAAUUAUCUUCUACUGAUCCAUCUUCUUCAUGCAGUGAUAAAACUACAGAUAAAAAAUUGAAAGAUAAAAAUUCAGAAACUACAAUGGAUCCUCAUCGGUCAAAUGCUAGUGACUUGCGUUUGGUGUCAUUCACAAGACCUUGCGCAGCUGAUUAUACUUUGUGGACAACUGAGUUUAUACAUGGUCCCCGAGGACUUUGGAAUUGGAUAUCAUCUCAUGGAAAUUGGGAGGGACUUAUAAAUUUUGAAUCACAACGCGAUGAAACUGACCAAUCAACAAUAACCUCGACAACAGUUGGAAAUAAUAGUUUAAUUAGUUUAGUCACUGGUAGUUUCACAGAUGAUGAUACGUUACGUUCACUUCGAAAUGCUUUGACUAGUGUAGCAACAAUAGCUGUUGGAGCUGUCGGCCUAGUCGCUGCUUAUCGUUUUUUCAGUAGACGUGUAUAAGUGAUAUGAAGAAGAAAAAGAUAAUUAUGAUGAUGAUGACGUCAGCAACAGCAUUAAUCAUGGGUUAGUAAUUAUCAACAGUUAUUCAUCAUUAUUUAAUUCUCCAUGUUUGCAUUCAUUACCUACCUAUUACACUUCAGAAUUACAUAUGAACAUAGUGUACACUAGUUAUAUCUGCUUACAUCUUCAUUCCGGUGACAUUUUUAUGUAUUCAUACUUGCAUAUUUUCUCUUAUACAUACAAAAAGAAACUGUUCAGUUGAAUUUUUCUUUCCAUAUAAAGAAAAGAAUCUUCAGUUUGUUCUUCUCCCACCUUCAAUACAUCUUUCAUGUAUUCAACUAUCGUCAAUAUAAAAUUGUCGGUGACGUUCAACAAUGACAAUUAUAUCCGUUGCUUUAAUGAUCUAUAAACUAUUCAACACAGUAACGGUACCAUUGAUGCUCUUUGUCUGUGUGUGUAUUUUCUUCGCACACUCUUCUAUACAAUUAUAAGUGGAUUCACACAUAUACACAUACAUCCACUUUCUUCACCUCGUGUUGUUUCUCUUUAUCGAUUAACGUUUUUAUAUAUUUUCCUAUUGAUAAUGCCAGUGCUGGUGUGUAGAUUUCGUUUCAU
Molecule: messenger RNA, 10095 nt
Organism: Schistosoma haematobium
Lineage: Eukaryota; Metazoa; Platyhelminthes; Trematoda; Strigeidida; Schistosomatidae
Exons: 5
Coding region: 7222-9480 (752 amino acids)
Biological process (GO): regulation of apoptotic process
Source: RefSeq, a predicted model, not a curated record